AUGAAUGAAUUUAUUAAGCUGUGGAUCUCUUCAUGUCUUCUCCAGGUUCUUGCCCCUGCUGUUGAGUGGCUGGACUUCAUCUCAUACUUUCUCGCACCACUAGAACUAACGGAUGCUGAGCCAGUGGUGGUCUAUGGGAAGGAGUAUUUGGAGCAGGUGUCACAGCUCAUCAAUAACACUGACAAAAGUGUUUUGAACAAUUACAUGAUUUGGAAUCUGAUUCAGAAAACAGCUUCUAGCCUCGACCAGCGGUUUGAAACGGCCCAGGAGAAGCUGUUGGAGACUUUGUAUGGCACCAAAAAGUCCUGCACACCUCGCUGGCAAACAUGCAUUUCUAACACGGACGACACCUUGGGUUUUGCCCUCGGGGCCCUGUUCGUAAAAGCCACGUUCGACCGACACAGCAAGGAGAUUGCUGAGAACAUGAUUGCCGAAAUCCGUGCAGCCUUUCAAGACUCCCUAAACAAUCUCGACUGGAUGGACAAGAAGACAAAGCAAGCUGCGAAGGAGAAGGCUGAUGCCAUCUAUGACAUGAUUGGCUUCCCCGAGUUCAUCCUUGACAACAAAGAGUUGGAUGAUGUCUAUGAUGGGUAUGAAGUCUCGGAAGACUCUUUCUUUCAGAACAUGUUGAAUUUCUACAACUUCUCUGCCAGGUUUAUGGCAGACCAACUGAGGAAGCCUCCCAACCGAGACCAGUGGAGCAUGACUCCCCAGACCGUCAACGCUUAUUACCUGCCUACCAAGAAUGGCAUUGUCUUCCCUGCGGGCAUCCUCCAGGCGCCAUUCUACGCCCACAACCAUCCCAAGGCCCUCAACUUCGGAGGCAUCGGCGUCGUGAUGGGGCAUGAGCUCACCCAUGCUUUCGAUGAUCAAGGCCGAGAGUACGACAGAGAAGGCAACCUGCGUCCUUGGUGGCAAAACUCAUCCCUCGAAGCCUUCAAGAACCGGACGGAAUGCAUGGAGGAACAAUAUAGCAAAUAUCUCAUCAACGGAGAACACGUCAACGGCAAACAGACAUUGGGGGAGAACAUUGCUGACAACGGGGGCUUGAAAGCUGCUUACAACGCUUAUAAAGCUUGGCUGAAGAAGAACGGGGAGGAGAAACACCUCCCCUCCGUUGGUCUUACGAGUCACCAGCUCUUCUUUUUAGGAUUUGCCCAGGUGUGGUGUUCUGUGAGGACCCCGGAGAGCUCGCACGAGGGCCUGAUGACGGAUCCCCACAGCCCCGACAAGUUCCGGGUCAUCGGCACUCUCAGCAACUCGCGGGACUUUUUAGAGCACUUUGAAUGCCCGAUAGGCUCUUUCAUGAACCCUGGGAAGUACUGUGAAGUAUGGUAG
This is a messenger RNA of Pseudonaja textilis, 1338 nucleotides long. Lineage: Eukaryota; Metazoa; Chordata; Lepidosauria; Squamata; Elapidae. The record is from RefSeq and is a predicted model, not a curated record.